AUGACCGUUAAGCGCUACGGUCGUGGCCAUGGGGCUGUGACACUGGGAAAACCGGCUCUACAUCCAGCAGCUGUGGAUUUGAAGGGCAAGUCAUAUGAGCUGUUGAGACAAAAUGGAACCAAAUUUUUGAUGGACGAUGUCUAUAGAAACCCAGGCCCCCUUCAGUUUGAAGGUCCUGGGGCUGAUGCAAAGGCCGUAACCCUGUGUGUUGAGGACCAAGAUUACAUGGGUCGUAUCAAGAAAUUGCAGGGACACCUCGAUAAGGUGCGUUCCAUAGUGAAACCAGGGUGUUCUCAAGAUGUUCUUAAAGCUGCUUUGAGUGCCAUGGCUUCCGUGACUGACAUUCUGUCUGUGAUGUCCUCACCUACAAGCGGGAGCACUCCAUACUAAUUAUUCUCACAUCCUUCCUUCAAGAAUCUGUUUGUACGUGUCGUUUCUUGUUUUGCAUGCAAAUCUUACGUAGGCUUAAAAAGAACUAUUAGACUAUGGUAAUAAACAUAAUUUUGUUUCUGUAAUUUUGAGAUUGAAAUAAUGUUUUCGAGGAUUGCCUCUGCCAUGUACGCAAAGAUUUUUGUCUAAGCUGUGAAGAGAAUUAUGUUUUCAACAGAUCUCGUUCUCAUA
Olea europaea var. sylvestris is the source of this 621-nucleotide messenger RNA. RefSeq names its product pyrophosphate--fructose 6-phosphate 1-phosphotransferase subunit alpha-like. Gene Ontology annotation, biological process: response to glucose; glycolytic process; photosynthesis. The coding region runs from base 1 to 390 and encodes 129 amino acids. NCBI's taxonomy places the organism in Eukaryota, Viridiplantae, Streptophyta, Magnoliopsida, Lamiales, Oleaceae. Gene Ontology annotation, molecular function: diphosphate-fructose-6-phosphate 1-phosphotransferase activity; 6-phosphofructokinase activity. Gene Ontology annotation, cellular component: cytosol. The record is from RefSeq and is a predicted model, not a curated record. The transcript is spliced from 3 exons.